Messenger RNA from Prunus mume (Japanese apricot), 798 nucleotides. Its product is annotated as gamma-secretase subunit. NCBI's taxonomy places the organism in Eukaryota, Viridiplantae, Streptophyta, Magnoliopsida, Rosales, Rosaceae. Gene Ontology annotation, cellular component: gamma-secretase complex. The record is from RefSeq and is a predicted model, not a curated record.
UCGAAGGCCAACCCGCAACCUCGAUCGUUGCAAAGGCACUUUGUUUGCUGGCAGAAAAGGGAAUAAUAGGCGUCGUCGAUUCGAUGGAUGCCUCACUGGGUAAUGGCGAAAUGCCAAACCAGAACCCUAUCAAUCCAAGAAGUAACGUGAUUCUGGUUCCGUCGUCUUCAUCGCCGGUGUGGCCCACCAUUGACGGCCCACUGGGGCUCUCUGAGGAAGACUCUGUGAGUUACGCGCGUAGAUUCUACAAGUUCGGGUUCGCUCUGCUCCCCUGGCUUUGGGCCCUCAACUGCUUCUACUUCUGGCCCGCUCUCCGCCACUCCCGCUCCUUCCCUCGCAUUCACCACUAUGUUUUGAGAUCAGCAGUUGGGCUCACAGUAUUUACUGUUCUUCUUGCAUCAUGGGCACUUACGUUUGUCAUCGGAGGGGAGCGCCUGUUCGGACAUGUUUGGGAUCAACUGGUGAUGUACAAUCUUGCUGACAGACUAGGCUUGACAGGUUGGAGCUAAGUCUACGCCUUGGCUGAACUUCACCGGUACAAAAACACUUGUUCAUGGCUACAUUUUUUGUUUUUGUUCAAUCAUAUAAUUGCAUUAGGUUGACAGAAAGGGACAGGGUGUUCAUAUCAUAGGCUACAUGAAAUGCAUUGGUGAAUUUUAAAUAUUCUAAGCACGAGGUUGAUUGUUUAAUGCAUUUUUACUAUGUAAAGAGUUCAGAAGAGUUCACGAAGCCUUUGCCUUUUGUGCUCAAAUAUGUGAUUGUGAUAUUAGGACUUGAAUACAUUUCCAUUUCUGACUA